CCAAGACCGCAGAUAAACUGGGUCACCCGGGAAAGGGGGUACAGUACAGCUCAGCUUGCUUCCUAUUAAGUUGAUCUCGUGCCACCCAAAGUCAGCAGGACAAUCAUCCAUCCAUCUGUUUCUUCUGUUCCUCGUGCUUCUCUUAGAUCAGCCAGCCACUUCUCUUCUUCCCGCUCUGUCAUUCUUUUUCGCCUCACUGUUCUUGAGGGAGAGGAUCUACUUCGCACAGGCGAACUUCUCUGUUGAAAACACAAAAAUUGAUAAGGAGAUGUACGGGUCGAAUACAGGGCCUUCACAACCAGAAUGGCGCCUCACGUCGGCCACUACUACUCCAAGUACUGCGACGUCGCACAUUCCCCCGCAGCCGUCAUGGCAGGCAAACCCCCCUCUUCCGGCUCGCCCAACACUUAAUCAGGCUGGAUCGCGACCGAAUGCCAGUUCUCCUGUGGUGAAGAACGCGGGCGCAAAUGUCUCUCCAACCUCCAAUAUGGCAGGAAUGGACCCAACUUCAUGGGGAGUGAAAUACAACAGGCAGCAGUUUCAGGCCCCGAGCCCCCCACCACUCCCGCCGCGACCUCCAAGCACGACACAGUCCCAUUCUAUCCAGACGAAUUCUUCCGCCGGUGGCUCGCUGGAUGUCAAAAGGCCUUCGUCGGCAACUCCAGUGCAGGCAGCUCAAGAUGCAUCGAAUCCAUAUCCGCAAUGGAGCGCGCCUCCAUUUGCAUCCCAUCAACAGACUGAUUUCGCACCAACCCAGGCCCCGCCACCACCUCCUAUUCCUUUCGGUUACCAGGGCGUUGUUUCUCAGCCCGGCGGCCAAACGCAGAAUCAUUUACAACCUCCACCAUAUUCUAGCGCCGUCUUCAAUCAACCUCAUGAUUCUCCCGUACAGCAGCCCAGCCCACCAGCACCAAUUCAAGCCCAUCUCGUAGGGCUUCCAGCGCCUGAUUCAGGACUGCCUCCACUUACAACCCCUGAAUUGCUACCUGUCGCCGCGCCUCCGGUACCACCCAAAACCAAUCCCUUUUCAAUUGCUACUAGCGCCUCCGCUCUUAGCCCUGGUACUCCUUCUGCCUGGGAGCAUCUAUCGCCGACGCCAGGAAACAUUGACGACGUUGCGGCCUCAGCUCCCAAGCGUGAACACGCAAGCCCAGUGGGCUCGGGACCCCCCUCUCGCUUACCUGAAGCAAAUUCAGCACCUCAUAACUUCCCUAGUAGUUCCGCGCCACCUAUAUCGGACUUGCACACAGGGUAUACCAACACGCAGUCGGAUAUUCAUGAUUCCCCCGUGAGUGUUGAUACAGUACAGGACGAUCACGAAACACCCCUCUCGCUUGGCAUGAAUGCCAGGGUGGAUGGUACUGAGUCAAUCCAUAGCUCUAUCUCUACUUCAGAAACCGUGGAGAGUAUUGAUGGUGUCAUUGAAGCAUGGACGCGCCCGCUUAAAACAAACUUAAAAAACCAUGACCUAGACGAUGACGCAAAAUCAGAACAUGCAGCGUGGAAAGAGAGCAAGACUGGUUUGAAAGGGACCGAAAGUAAGGCCGGUGAAGUCGAAGGAACAUAUCGGACAGCACUUGCGCCAUUGGAACGGCCUGAUCCCUUUAAUGAUCUUGAUACCUGGUCUAAAUCCUCCUUGGAACGAUAUGUGGCAAUGCUACGGAAGGAGGCGACGGCAGAUACCGAUUCAGAUCGAUUUGAGAUUUUUGCAAGUUUCAUGGCCAAAGAGGCGAAGCUACGUGAAGUCUUGUAUGGCAUUGAGCCUCACUCAAAAAGUGCCAACCAGACAACGACGGGCACUUCUCCUUCAGCAUCGGUGACACCAACUUCUCAUGCAAACAGCAGCGAAAUCGAUCGUGUGUCCCCUCCUGUGGAAUCUGGACUGUGCCCGGUGGAAGCUGAGGACUUUGCCGUACCUACUACUACUGCGGACGAACCAGGAGAUGGCAGCUACAGUCCGGGUGGCCGACCAAUCCUUAGGCUUCACACACCUGGCCCUGCAAGUAUGAAAAGUUCCCCAUCACACGCUGUUGCCCCUUCCGUUGGCGCACAGAUGUCAUCCCCAAGACCUGCCUCAGUACCGCCUACGAUGAUUGAUCUUGCGGCACAUAAGCAGGAUCUCUCUCCACUUGCUACCAAUCCUCCACAGCCGAUUUACACGCCGUUCCGUUACACGGAGGGUCCUCAGAGAGGCUCAGAUGCCCUCGUGUUUGAUCGUCCGGCAUAUCAAGCUUAUUCAGCCUUGCGUCAAGCAUCUGCUGAAAGCGGGCGGGUGAUGUCCAAUGGCUUGCUUCCUGCAUCAGAAGACCUCUCGUUCCCUGCAGAGACACCAAAUCAAGCAGGGCAGGACGAAACAUUCAUCGGUCUCAUCAGGGAGAAAAGUAUUGCGUACCGAAAAACAGCUUCCCAGAAGUCGUCGACUCUCCCACCACUACCUGCCUCCCUGAGACAAGGCAGACUUCAUGACCCCCUGGACGAAUUACGCUCAAUCGUGUCAUCGUCACUGAGCAAAGAGUCUGUGAGCGGUAUUGGAACUACCACGAAAAUGGAGCCCAAGGGAACAACCAAUGACUUCACUUACAUUCACGAGGCGAUAAAUACCUGGGUUGCUUCGAAUAAGUCUCGUAGGGACGCACUGGAGAAGAAACGUGUCCAACGUCAGGAAGAGUCCGAAAGACACAUUGAUGCCCUUUUCAACGCAAAGGAAAUAGGGUAUGCUGAUAUCAAUGUCCUCGAGGAGGAAUUCCGUCAGAAAGAGGCUCGCUGCCAGCUGGAGGAGGAGAGACAAGAACUGAACGACUUUAUUGCACACGUUUUUGACCCGCUAGAUAAACGAUUGGAAGAGGAGGUCCUGGCAUUGCAAACUGAUUAUGAAGCCGCUCUCGCCCAGCUUGACGACGGUGACAAUACGAUCCAGAGAACGGCAAAUGACCAUAGUCACGUGUCUAAGACAAUGAAGACUGUCAAUGAGAUCUAUCGUGACCUGGAGGUCCGCUAUCAGAAGCGCCUCGAGAUUGCUUUAGAUCGCGAACGUCGACGAAAGAAAGCUGAGAGGCGGCCUCUUGUUUUUAUGGGCGACUCGGCUGCCCUCAAACGGCUGGAUCAGGAAUUCGAUCAUAUGGAGAAGCGCAAUAAGCUGGAGGCUGCUCGGGAACGGGAUGCUAGAGCCAAUCGAUUGAUGGACUCUUUCGAUGAUGUUAUCAUGCAUGGUCUAGGAGGAAACCAGAGGAUUCUCGAUGACAUCACUGUAAAGGUAUCACGAAUCGAUGCGGCAAGCCUUCGUUCUUCUCCUCUCUCAGAGAGUGAAAUUGUGCAAUUAUUCAAAUCAGUCAAUCAGUUCAUUGACUGCUUGCGCGAGGACUCCGAGUCCAUACUCGAGAAUUUCGGUGUCGCUGAUGCAGUUCUCAACGACGCCGAUUAUGGUGUAUCUGUUGCUGAGGCUCGAUGCUCAGACGCUGAGACCGAUGUUUUUCGUCAGCUAGAGGCUGAGAAACAGAAAGAAGAUAAAAAGAUCCAGGAUGAUCUAGAAUCCAAGCUUGAGAGUGUUAGGGAAGGGCCAGCUCAGGUGGCCGCUAGCAUCAAGGAUCUUCUCCGUUCCCUCGGCCACGAUAAUGCCUCCGAACAAUCGCCUGCUCUAUUGCAGGAGCCUGUACAGCCACCGAAGAAUGCUCGCUCACCGAGUCCCGGCUCCGCCACCAAGCCUGCCUCGGGCCAGCCUGUGGAAGACAACGAGCAUCAAGAGCGACUUCGCAAGGCAUUGGAGAAUGCGAAGAAGAGAAACGCUGCAAGG
This is a messenger RNA of Aspergillus aculeatinus CBS 121060, 3790 nucleotides long. RefSeq lists its product as uncharacterized. NCBI's taxonomy places the organism in Eukaryota, Fungi, Ascomycota, Eurotiomycetes, Eurotiales, Aspergillaceae. The transcript has 3 exons. The record is from RefSeq and is a predicted model, not a curated record. The annotation marks the transcript as partial.